UGACCUCAGCACUUCUACCAUCUCGGCUCCGCCCUACGCAGCGUCCUCGUGUGGUGUUCCAACGCACCACUUGUUUGGGCAUCAGAAGCUUUUGCGGCUACUGGAGGUUUUGUUUUGAAGUGAGGACGGACAUACAGGGAGACGCACACAUCUCGCUUCACUGGACGCCGCGCUGCGACUGCCGUUAUGAGCAUUGAAUUCGCCCCGUUGAACGUUCCACUGCGAAGGAGACUACAGACCGCCGCGGUGCUGCAGUGGAUGUUUUCCUUCCUUGCUCUCGCACAAUGCUGUUUAGCAGCCUUUGUCCUCCUGGCUCUCUCUGAAUGGUGGACGCUGGCCGUUUUGUAUGCUGGAUGGUUAUGGCUUGACUGGGACACACCCACCAAUGGAGGGCGGAGGUCACACUGGGUUAGAAGCUGGAGACUUUGGGAAUACUUUAGGGAAUAUUUCCCUAUCACGUUGGUUAAAACUGUGGACUUGGACCUUAAUAAAAACUACAUUUUUGGUUUUCAUCCACAUGGAGUGCUGGUGGCCGGGGCGUUUGGGAACUUUUGCACAGAAGCAACUGGAUUCUCUCAAUUAUUUCCUGGACUGAGGCCUCAUCUGCUGAUGCUUCCAUUUUGGUUCAGGAUUCCUUUUUUUAGAGACUACAUUAUGUGUGGAGGCCUAGUGUCAAGCUCUAAGUCCAGCUUGUCAUGCCUGGUAAGUCGUCCUGAGGGAGGGAAUGUGGCUGUCAUUGCUGUAGGUGGAGCUCCAGAGUCUCUGGAAGCACGACCAGGAGCGUUAACACUGCAGCUUCUCAACAGGAAGGGCUUCAUCAAGCUGGCGCUGAAGCAUGGAGCUCAGCUGGUUCCUGUGUUUUCAUUUGGAGAGAAUGAACUUUUUGAUCAAGUCGAAAACCCUGCUGGUUCACCUCUGAGGACAUUUCAGAACCGUCUUCAGACCAUCAUGGGUGUGGCGCUGCCUCUCUUCCAUGCCAGAGGGAUUUUUCAGUACAGCUUUGGUCUGAUGCCCUACAGGAAACCCAUCCACACAGUUGUUGGGAAGCCGAUCCCGGUGGAACAAACUCCCAGUCCCAGCAGUUAUGACAUUGAUGCGCUUCAUGAAGUCUACCUACAGAGUCUAACAGAGGUUUUUGAACAGCACAAGCACAAUUAUGGCCUGAAGGAGCACCAACAUCUCAAGUUCAUCUAAGUACAAUGUUAUCAUCACAUUGUUUCAAUAACUGUCAACAUGACAGCAACACGCUUGUCCGUAGCAGCUGUCAGUAUGGCUUUCACCAAAAUGCUUUCCUACUGGUAUUUCUGCAUUUUCCACAUGAGGCUAUUGUAUUUGCCACUCAUUAAAUCACAUUGUAUUCCCUGUUUGUGUUCAAUAAAAUAAUGUUGAUA
Messenger RNA from Synchiropus splendidus (mandarinfish), 1391 nucleotides. It is a transcript of the gene mogat3a, whose product is annotated as monoacylglycerol O-acyltransferase 3a. The transcript is spliced from 9 exons. Gene Ontology annotation, cellular component: endoplasmic reticulum membrane. Lineage: Eukaryota; Metazoa; Chordata; Actinopteri; Syngnathiformes; Callionymidae. The record is from RefSeq and is a predicted model, not a curated record. Gene Ontology annotation, molecular function: diacylglycerol O-acyltransferase activity. The coding region runs from base 187 to 1194 and encodes 335 amino acids. Gene Ontology annotation, biological process: triglyceride biosynthetic process.